Messenger RNA from Penaeus vannamei (Pacific white shrimp), 686 nucleotides. The record is from RefSeq and is a predicted model, not a curated record. Lineage: Eukaryota; Metazoa; Arthropoda; Malacostraca; Decapoda; Penaeidae.
GUGCAUUUGAGGUUGCCAUCGAUGGAAAAUUGAUUUUCUCUAAGCUCAGUCGUGGGAAGUUCCCAGAUUUCGAGGAGGUGGCAGAAGCUGUGAAAAAUGUGGAAUCCGGGGGUGAAAUUCAGACUGUAGAGAAAUGUCAGGCAUCACUGUGCACCAUUAUUUAGUGUGGUUUCAUGUUACAAGACAGACCUCUUACAUCAUUACUGUCUGAUAUGAAAUAACAUUUAUCACCAAACGGAAGCUGUGUUAAGAAUAUAGAAUUUAAUGAGUUUUCAUUUCUAUAUGAAGAGAAAGGUGUAAAUAAUUAAACUACCUUUCUUGGAAGAGUGCGAUGAUGAAAGCUCAGUAGAUAUCUGUGUUUCUAACAUGGCUAUAACUUGUUAUAAAUAUAUUUUUGAAAAUUUCAUUUUCCUUUCAUACAUUGCCUGAGUGCUAAGAGUGAUGGUGGUUUCAUGUUACAAGACAGACAUCUUACAUCAUUACUGUCUGAUAUGAAAUAACAUAUAUCACCAAACGGAAGCCGUGCUAAGAAUAUAAAAUUUAAUGAGUUUUCAUUUCUAUAUGACGAGAAAGGUGUAAAUAAUUAAACUACCUUUCUUGGAAGAGUGGGAUAAUGAAAGCUCAGUAGAUAUUUAUGUUUCUAACAUGGUUAUAACUUGAUAUAAAUAUAUUUUUAAAAAGCUCAA